UUUAUUUACUUACGUUGUCAAAUGUUAUUAUUUUUUAGGCAAGUAAUACAAAUAAAAUGGUUGAUAAAAGAGCUAAUUGGAAAGAUCCAGAAAUUCUGAAAACAUUUUUAGAUGCGUGUAUUGAAGAAAGCACUAGUGGAAAUAGGAGUGGAAGUAGUUUUAAGAAACGUUCAUGGGAUCUAAUUGGUAAUCUUAUGAAAGAAAAAAAGGGACUUGAUCUUACUCAAAAACAGUUGAAAAAUCAACUGGAUUACCUGAAAAGAAAGUACAACAUCUGGGAAAGAAUAGUUAAUAAAACUGGGAAUGGAUACGAUCCCAUUAGCAAUACUGUUAGCUGGACUUCUGAAGAGUGGGAUGACUAUACUAAGAUCUAUCCAGACGCAAAACAAUUUCGAUAUGCCGGCCUACAAUUUGCAGAUGAAAUGAAGUCACUAUUUGAUGGUAUUACAGCUACGGGGAAAGAUGCAUGGGGUCCCUUAAUGGAAGAAAUGCCACCAACUAUUCCAAAUAGUAACAUUACUAUUGAUGUUGAUGCUGAGGUUGAGGUCGAUGUUGAUUUGGAAAGAGAGAUAUCUCAUAGUCCUAGCAUAGAACAUUCAAAGUCUAAACGCCGAAAGUCAAACAAAUCUGAAUAUAUUGACGAACAGAUUUUAGAAACUCUUAAGAAUUUAAAUGAUUCAGAUGAGGCAAGCGUAGAAGAAUGUUCCAAAGUUCUUGAUGAUAUGUUGGAUGAGAGUGAUCCUUUAUAUUUUGUUGCUGGGACAAUAUUUUGUGAAAGUAAGACAUAUAGAGAAUUUUGGAUGCAUCUUAGGAAGAAAAGUGAUGAAGCUAAAAAACAAUGGCUUAUAAUGGUAGGAAAGAAGAUGGGCUUGAUAUAGAAUUAUGGUAGGAAAGGACUUGACUUUAUUAUGAUUAUGUUAUGAAUGUUAUUUUGUUUAAACUUUUAAUUUUGAAACAUCAUUUUGUUUGGUUCGUAAUUGGUUUUUAUAUAUUUGUGAUUUAAGUAUAUUGUGUUAUACCCUUUAUAAUUCUUUUAAAAUUUGGUUUUACAGGCUAUUUUGUGAUUCAAAGUUAUUUAAUAUGUUGACUGGUAAUAAAAGGAAAAAGGUCAUCACUAUCCUUCGUCUAAUUUUACUUAUGAGAAGAAGACGAAGGGGUCAAAGGCCUGAUGCUAUUUCUUUACUUGAUGGAGCUAGUUAUGUUAAAGAAAUUAUUGAAGGAAAUCCAGCUCAUUGCCAAGAAAUGUUGAGGAUGAAGAAAGAAGCUUUUAUAAAGAUUUGCUCUAUUUUUAGAGAAAAUGAAUGGUUAAAAGAUAGUCGUUAUAUAUCGGUGGAAGAGAAGAUGUCUAUGUUUUUAAUUAUUUUAAGCCAUAAUUUGCGAGUACGAUUUGUCAAACGAAGAUUUUGCCAUUCAACGCAAACAAUCAACUUCUACUUUCAUGAAGUUCUAAAAGCUAUGCUGAAAUUCUCUAAGGAAAUUAUUGUUCCUACUCAAGGUAAUCAAAUAUCUCAUGAUACAAGGCAUAAACGUCUUCGAGAAGUGUUUAAGGGUGCUAUAGGUGCCUUAGAUGGAACUCUAGUACAUGCCAUUGUUCCAAUAAAUAAACAAGUUCGAUAUAGAGGAAGGGGAAAAGGAAAAUGUUAUCAGAAUGUAUUGGCUAUAUGCAAUUUUGAUAUGUUAUUUACAUUCAUUUGGGCGGGAUGGGAAGGAGUGGCACAUGAUUCUAAAGUCUUAACCGAAACAAUGCGUAAUCCAAGGUCAAAUUUUCCCUUUCCGGGUCCAGGUACAUUAUUAUUGUUGUUGUUAUUAUUAUUAAUUAUUUUAAACUUCUAUGUUUACAAUUUAUUUGAAAUUGUAGAUGAAUAUUAUUUAUGUGAUGCUGCAUAUUGUCAUAUUCGAGGAUUUAUGUCGCCCCAUCGAAAUGUACGUUAUUGGCUUGGAGAUUUCCAACGAGGUGGUAGAGCUCGAACUAAAGAGGAAUUAUUCAAUCAUGCACAUGCAAAAUUAAGAAAUGUUAUCGAGCGUACAUUUGGCGUAUUGAAAGCUCGCUUUCCUAUAUUGGAUAAGAUGGCUCUAUAUCACUUUCGAACUCAAAGGGAUAUUGUUAUUGCUUGUGCAGCAAUACAUAAUUUUAUUAGAACAAAUUGCACAACAGACUCGUUUUUUGAACAAUUUGAAGAUGAAAUUACGACUGCAGAUAAUCAACAACGAUGGACAUCAAUGAUGGAGUCCUUGAGACAAGCUGAUCAAGCAUAUAUGAUUAAUUUGCGUGAAGAAAUAGGAAAUCAAUUAUUUAAUAUGCGAUUUUAAAUAUUAUUAUGUUUUGUGAACACUAUCUAAAUAUUAUUAUGUUUUGUGAACAUUUCUGAAUUCAAUAACACUAUGGGUUGCGAACUAUUUAUUUAUAAGCACGAUUUAUCAA
This is a messenger RNA of Zingiber officinale, 2422 nucleotides long. RefSeq lists its product as uncharacterized. The transcript has 3 exons. The record is from RefSeq and is a predicted model, not a curated record. Lineage: Eukaryota; Viridiplantae; Streptophyta; Magnoliopsida; Zingiberales; Zingiberaceae. Bases 57 to 878 code for a protein of 273 amino acids.